Molecule: messenger RNA, 1502 nt
Organism: Cuscuta campestris
Lineage: Eukaryota; Viridiplantae; Streptophyta; Magnoliopsida; Solanales; Convolvulaceae
Source: the annotation of a GenBank genome assembly
AUUAUGGUAGUUUACAUGUAUAGGUUUCCUUCCGUAAUUAGGAAUCCUCUGUAACUAUUUAUACGUUGCUUCUCCCUCGUUAUUCAUUAAUAGAAAAUAACUAUUCUUCAUGGUAUCAGAGCCUCUCGUUGCUCUUCGUCUCUCGUUCGACCUAGCGCAGGCAAAACCCUAGCCGCGCCAUCACCGUCUCUCUCUCUCUCUCGAUCGUCCAGCAACCGCCGCCGUCUGUCCCCUUCCAGCAACCGCCGCCGUCUAAUCCUCCUCCUUCGGCAGUGCUCAGCGGCUCUCUCUCCAGCGAUCUCCCUCGGCGGUCUCUCUCUCUCCGGCGUUCUCUCCCCCCCGGCGAGCAACUCCUCCAUCGGUCACCAUGUCUGAGAAGUCUCCCGUCACCGACUCAACGACAUCUUCUUCAACUCCGCACUUGAUGUUCACAACGAUCUCAAACGUGAAGCUCCAUGUGCCGAUUCUCCUAAGCUUCUCCGAGCCCAAUUACAAAAAGUGGAGCCGGCUCUUCCUCCUUCUAAUUCGCAGGUUCUCUCUUGGUGAUUUCCUCACCGGAAAGUCGUCCCCUUCCAGCGCCGAUGACUCGAAAUGGUUCCAACUUGACGCCCUCAUACAAGGUUGGAUCCUCUCCACCGUCAAUGAUGAAAUUUGUGAUCUUGUACUCUCUACAACCAACUCCGCAUCCGAGCUUUGGAAAGCCAUCUAUAACAUCUUCCAUGACAACAAGUCGGCCCGGGCGAUGCAACUCGAACACCAAUUCCGCACCACCACGAAGGGUUCUCUCUAUAUUGCCGCUUAUUGUCAAACCCUACGGAAUCUCGCGGAUUGGUUAGAUGAUGUCGAUGCCCCCGUCUCCGAACAACAACUUGUUCUUCAAGUCUUGCGUGGCCUCCCGGAUCAUCUUCGUGGACAAACGUCGUUCCUUCAAUACCAAACGCCGCCCCCGACCUUUCUUCAAACACGUUCGGCCCUCCUCUUAAUUGAACAACAACGGGCUGAACUGGGCGUCGGCAGCAACACGGGGGACGGCGGCACGGCGUUAUAUGCAGGCAGUGGAGGUCCACGGCGACAAGGCAGCGCUGGUGGCAGUCGGUCGGAAUCCAGCGGCGGGGGAGGCUUCGGGCAGCAGCAGCAGUAUUCCCGGCAUCGUGGAGCCUCCGUGAUCCCAAUUGGUAUAUGGACACCGGCGCCACUCACCACAUCGCCUCGGACCCAGGAUAUGCUGACGGGAACCGUGAUUCAUCGGUCCAAUAAUGCCGGCCCUCUUUACCCUAUGAGCCAGUCCACCGCCCAAGCCCAAGCUCAAGUCAACGUUGUCACCGGUAGCUCGGAGCUUUGGCAUCGUCGUCUUGGCCACCCUAGCCUUGCCGUUCUUCGUGGAAUCCCCAGUUUUUCUUCCAUGUCUUUUAAACAUUUACAAUAGUCUCUUUGUCAUGCCUGUCAGUUGGGGAAACAUGUUCGUCUUCCCUUUGAGUCAUCGAGUCGUAUUUCUACUUUUC